UACAGUACUACCUACUCCGUUUCGGACCUAUGGGCCGAAACCGCUGAGGCUACCGAUGGACCUGCGUCUGUGCCACCACUAACUGACUCAGAAGGUCCCACUGGCGAAGAAAGAAUAAAAGGGAAAGGGGGCCGCAGAACGGGAGCGAGAAGAGAGGUCAACUAAGGACGACGAUGGCGCCCACACCGACGCCCUCUAUGCACAGCAUCUCGUCCACGGUGGCGCCGAGCCCUGAUGAGUCGUCGCCCGUCCCGCCAUCGGCUGCCGCAAAGGACGGCGCGAAAGACGAAGAGAUCGGCAGCGCGUCUGCGCCCGCCAACGACACCACACCUCACCACCAUGCCGACAAAGACCCAUGGCUGGUCACAUUUGACGGGCCAGGCGACAAGACCGACCCGCGCAACUGGUCCAUUGCGUACAAGUCCUUUGCCACCUUUCAGCUCGCCAUGCUCGCUUUUGCCGCCAGUCUUGGCUCCAGCAUCGUCUCCCCAGCAGAGAAGGCGAUUGGCGCCUACGUCCACGUCGGCCAGGAGGUCAUGGUCCUCGCCAUCUCGCUCUACGUUCUCGGCUUUGCCCUAGGGCCCCUGCUCUGGGGCCCCAUCAGCGAGGUGUGGGGCCGCCGGUGGUCCUUGCUCCCACCGAUGUUCUGCCUCGGCCUCUUCUCAAUCGGCACCGCGACGAGCACGAAUGCGCAGGCGGUAUUCAUCACUCGUUUCUUUGCAGGCGUCUUCGGAUCGGCACCCGUUGCCAACGUAGGUGCAAGUAUGGGCGACAUGUACAACUCGAAGGCAAGGGGCAUCGCCAUCAGCAUCUAUGCCAUUGCUGUCAGCGCCGGCCCCACCUUAGGCCCUAUUAUCGGCUCGGCCCUGACAGUCAAAGUCAGCUGGCGGUGGACAGAGUACCUGCAAGCCAUCAUCACUUUCGCUGCCCUCGCCCUUGCCUUUUUCUGUUUACCCGAGUUAUACUCGCCUGUGCUGCUCCAGCGCAAGGCCCAGCGCCUGCGUCGUGAGACCGGCGAAACGCGGUGGCACCACCCGCACGAGGACAUCAAGCUCGAUGUCAACUCGAUUGUUACAAAGCAGCUCUCGCGGCCUCUAAUCCUCCUCACAACGGAGCCCAUGGUGACACUCAUCUGCCUAUACGCCUCCUUUGUCUACGGCCUCCUCUACAUGACCCUCGAGGUGUUUCCCAUCGUCUUUUCCGAGAUGCGUCACUGGGGGCCCAUCGUCAGCACACUGCCCUUUGCGUCACUCACCAUCGGCAUCCUCUUUGCCCUGAUCAUCAACAUUGGCAACCAGCCCUUCUACUUUCGUGCCGUCGAGCGCAACAAGGGUCGACCUGUGCCCGAGGCGCGCCUGCCGCCCGUCUUCAUUGGCUCGAUUCUCUUUACGACGGGCCUCUUCUGGUUCGGCUGGACGGCCGACCCCAAAUUCCACUGGCUCAUCCCGUGCUUUGCCAUUGGCUUCAUCGGUGCUGGCUUCACCGUUAUUUUCCAGCAAUGUAUCAAUUUCCUCGUGGACACGUACGGCCUGUACGCGGCGAGCGCCGUCAGUGCCAACACGUUUCUGCGGAGUAUCUUUGGGUGCGGCCUUCCGCUCGCGGCAGGGCCCAUGUUUCACAACAUGGGCGUGGGGCCCGCCAUGAGCGUGCUGGGCGCCGUGGCCGCCGCCGCGAUUCCUGUGCCGCUGAUCUUUAUGAGGUAUGGCCGCACGCUCAGGAAGAUGAGCCGCUUCGCGCCCGUCCACGAAGACGAGGACGAGGAAAAGGAUGCGGCGAACAAGGCAUGAUAGAUAUGCGCCUCUGUUCUUUAGAUUCCCAGCCUCCUUCCUCUCUCUAUUCUUGCAAAAAU
Molecule: messenger RNA, 1849 nt
Organism: Acaromyces ingoldii
Lineage: Eukaryota; Fungi; Basidiomycota; Exobasidiomycetes; Exobasidiales; Cryptobasidiaceae
Product: MFS general substrate transporter
Exons: 2
Coding region: 174-1787 (537 amino acids)
Biological process (GO): transmembrane transport
Molecular function (GO): transmembrane transporter activity
Source: RefSeq, a predicted model, not a curated record